CCUUCCAUAUAAACCACCCACAAUCCCUCGCAAACAAAUCCCAUCGGCUUCCUUCCCCAUCGUCCUCCUCCCAAUCCCGAGAGCACAACAAGAGCAGAGCAGCAAGAAGAAGAAGAAGAAGAAGAAGAAGAUGGGGUCCGCGAGCCGCGCCGUCUCGUGCCUCUGCUGCCCCUGCAAGUGCCUGGCCUGCGGGCUCUUCAGCUGCCUGUGCAGCAUCCUCAUCUCCCUCCUCGUCUUCGCCGGCGUCCUCGUCCUCAUCCUCUACCUCAUCUUCCGCCCCCACAUGAUCGCCGCCACCGUCGACUCCGCCUCCCUCGCCACCUUCACCCUCUCGCCCACCUCCUCCCUCGCCUACAACCUCACCGUCGGCAUCACCGUCCGCAACCCCAACAAGCGGGUCGGCCUCUACUACGACAACGUCGAGGCCCUCGCGCUCUACAAGGACCAGCGCUUCGGAUACGCCCCGCUCGACUCCUUCUACCAGGGCACCGAGGCCUCCACCAAGCUCACCCCGGGCUUCCACGGCCAGCAGCCGCUCCAGGGGGACGUCACCGCCGCCGAGUUCAGGAAGGAGCAGACCGACGGGAACUUCGCCAUCAACGUCGGCCUCAACGCCAAGCUCAGGGUCAAGGUCUGGGCCUUCAAGGUCCCCGGACCCAAGGCUAAGAUCACCUGCAAGCUCUCCGUCCCGGCGCCGGGAGCCGCCAACGGAUCGCCGUUCCAGCCCACCGACUGCAAACUCUGGUAGAGGAUGUUGUUGGAUUAUUCUGCUGCUAGCUAGUAUGGAUUCUGUCUGUUCUUCGUCUUGGAUUAUUUGUUGGUGAGACUGGUGGGAGGAUUAUUUGUUGCUGUACAUCGCCGGCUGCUCUACCAUGGAUAUGCACAUAUUAGCCUAUCCGAUCCAUGGAUGACUCUUUUGUUUUGCCAUUUCAUUGAUACUGCUACUAGUAUACAUUCAUCUAUCAUACUACUGCUGUCGAGACUCCA
Setaria italica (foxtail millet) is the source of this 987-nucleotide messenger RNA. Its product is annotated as NDR1/HIN1-like protein 2. The transcript has a single exon. Gene Ontology annotation, biological process: defense response to other organism. Lineage: Eukaryota; Viridiplantae; Streptophyta; Magnoliopsida; Poales; Poaceae. The record is from RefSeq and is a predicted model, not a curated record. The coding region runs from base 131 to 748 and encodes 205 amino acids.